Cyclopterus lumpus (lumpfish) is the source of this 4991-nucleotide messenger RNA. RefSeq names its product ubiquitin specific peptidase 20 (gene usp20). Lineage: Eukaryota; Metazoa; Chordata; Actinopteri; Perciformes; Cyclopteridae. The record is from RefSeq and is a predicted model, not a curated record. Gene Ontology annotation, biological process: protein deubiquitination. Bases 489 to 3338 code for a protein of 949 amino acids. The transcript is spliced from 24 exons. Gene Ontology annotation, molecular function: zinc ion binding; cysteine-type deubiquitinase activity.
UGGGGAUGGUGUGCCGGGGCAUCGCGUCUCUCGGCUCGGCUCCUCGACAUCCUGCCCGCAUCCAGUUUAAUGGAUUGUUUCCGAGAAGAAUGAGAAAUAGCGAUAGUCGUCGUGGCAACUGCUCAUGUUGGUAACGUUAAACAAGUGGGAUUCAUAACCGCUGCUGUCAUCGCUGUUCUCUUCUCUCUGAGCUGUCGUUGGUAAACACAAGGCCUUUCUGUCGUUAGACUCCAUGGCUGUACGUGAGGAGGUUUACAGUGAAAAGAUGAUCUGAAACCCGACGACACGCGUCUGACUCAUGUGUUCAUCCCCAGCCAGAGACGAGGUGCGCGUGACUCCGAGAGGCGCAGAUCGUGUGUCUGUGUUGAGAUGUUAAAGCGAGCUCUGGCUCCAUCAGCUUGGCAUCUGUAUCACCACAGUUGCGUUAUACCGCCAUGUCAAAUUAGCAGACGUGCCCCCCCUCCCCCCCCUGAUGAGAGUGAGUAGCUAUGGCCGAGCAAGAGCUUUGUCCUCACCUGGAUUCCAUAGGAGAGGUGACCAAGGAGGACCUGCUGCAGAAAUCCAAGGGAACGUGCCAGUCGUGUGGAGCUGGAGGCCCAAACCUGUGGGCCUGUCUGCAGAGCGACUGCCCGUAUGUCGGUUGCGGAGAGUCCUUCUCUGACCACAGCACGCUGCAUGCACAGACGAAGAAGCACAACCUGACUGUGAACCUCACGACGUUCAGGAUCUGGUGUUACGUGUGUGAGCGGGAGGUGUUCCUGGAGCACAGGCCCGCUCUGCUGCCGGGACCCGCUGCCCCCCACCACCACUGUAAAGCCACGGAGCAGGAAGCAGCUCCUCCGACACUAGCUCACCCACUAAAAGGAGUACCGAUCGCGGUGGCAGAAGAAGAAGGUUCCGAGUCCGAGGAGGACGAGCUUAAACCCAGAGGCUUGACAGGAAUGAAAAAUAUCGGAAACUCCUGCUACAUGAACGCGGCCCUUCAAGCCCUGUCGAACUGUCCUCCUCUCACUCAGUUCUUCCUGGACUGCAGCGGACUGGUCCGCACCGAUAAGAAGCCCGCUCUCUGUCGGAGCUACCAGAAACUCAUCUCAGAACUCUGGCAUAAAAAACGGCCCAGCUAUGUCGUGCCUACCAGUCUGUCUCAUGGCAUCAAACUAGUAAACCCCAUGUUCCGUGGUUACGCUCAGCAGGUAGGGGCAAGCACCCAGCAGGACACGCAGGAGUUCCUGCGCUGUCUGAUGGACCAGUUACACGAAGAGCUGAAGGAGCCUCUGACCGAAUGCAGCCUGAGCCGGGAGGGCAGCGACGGGGAGGAGGUGAGAGACGGAGACCGCUCGCAGUCCGAGGAGGAAUUCCUGUCCUGCGACUCCGGCUCCAGCAGCGACCGCGGGGAGGGAGGCGCGGCGAGCGACGGCGUGCCGCUGCCGCAGGACGUGUGCGACGGGGUCAGGUCGCCGGCAGGAGGGGCGGCGGACGUCGGCACCGGCGCGGUGAUCUCGGAGAAGGAGAGGCUGAAGGAAAGGAGGGUGUCCGGCUCGCCGCUCCACGGAGGCUCGCAAGAGAUGGACGAGGACGCCGAUGUCGACACGGCGGUCGAGGAGGCGGUUCCCGAGAGGAGAGAGGAAGAGGAGGUGACGCCGACCGCCGCCGCGAACACCGAGGUCCAAAGCCAAGAGGACAACCAGUUAUCGGAGACGGGGCAAGAGCACAGCAGCAGCUCCUCCGAGCCGGACAACGAAGCGUCGAUGAACCAGCCCCAGUCCACUCCCUGCAGUCCUGUGCGAACCCUUCAGGAGCUGCAUCCCAAAAUGUCCUCCAGUCCACCUCGCUCCAGCCCCCUCCGCUGUGCAGGGCCCGCGUACGCCUUCAAGAAAGCUCAGCUGCAGCUCGGUGCCCGGAAGAAGAAACAGCCUCACUACCGCAGCGUGAUCUCGGACAUCUUCGACGGCUCCAUCCUCAGCCUGGUUCAGUGUUUGACCUGCGACAGGGUCUCUACGACGGUGGAAACCUUCCAAGACUUGUCCCUCCCCAUUCCCGGUAAAGAGGACUUGGCCAAGCUCCACGCCUCCAUCCACCAGAACCUCCCCGUCAAGACGGGCGUGAGCCCCGACAUCUACGGCUCGCAGGGCUGGGUCACCUUCAUCAUGGACUCCAUCCGCCGGUUCGUCGUCUCAUGUAUCCCCACCUGGUUCUGGGGGCCCAUGGUGACGCUGGAGGACUGCCUCGCUGCCUUCUUCGCCGCAGAUGAACUCAAAGGGGACAACAUGUACAGCUGUGAGAGGUGUAAAAAGUUGAGAAAUGGUGUCAAAUAUUGCAAAGUACUUAGACUUCCGGAGAUCCUGUGCGUCCACCUGAAGCGCUUCCGGCACGAGGUCAUGUACUCCUUCAAGAUCAGCAGCCACGUGUCCUUCCCGCUGGAGGGCCUCGACAUGCGGCCUUUCCUGGCCAAAGACAGCCCGUCACAAGUCACCACGUACGACCUGCUGUCCGUCAUAUGUCACCACGGCACGGCAGGAAGCGGGCACUACAUCGCGUACUGCCAGAACGUGAUCAACGGCCAGUGGUAUGAGUUCGACGACCAGUAUGUGACGGAGGUCCACGAGACGGUGGUGCAGAAUGCAGAGGCCUACGUGUUGUUCUACAGGAAAAGCAGCGACGAGUCGGUGAGGGAGAGGCAGAAGGUCGUGGCUCUGGCCAACGCCAGGGAGCCCAGCCUGCUGCAGUUCUACAUCUCCAGGGAAUGGCUGAACAAGUUCAACACCUUCGCCGAGCCGGGGCCCAUCGGCAACCACACGUUCCUGUGUCGGCACGGAGGGAUCCCUCCUCAUAAAUACCACUACAUAGAUGACCUGGUGGUGAUCGUUCCCCAGAACGUGUGGGACUACCUCUUCAACAGCUUCGGGGGCGGCCCCGCGGUGAACCACCUGUACACGUGUGCCAUCUGCCAGGUGGAGAUCGAAGCUCUGGCUAAACGCAGGAAAACAGAAAUCGACACCUUCAUCAAGCUGAACAAAGAGUUCCAGGCCGAAGAGGCUCCCGCGGUGAUCCUGUGCAUCAGCAUGCAGUGGUUCAGGGAGUGGGAGGGCUUCGUGAAGGGCAAAGACAACGAGCCGCCCGGCCCCAUCGACAACAGCAGGAUCGGUGCGAUGAAAGGAGGCCACGUACAACUCAAGCAAGGGGCCGACUACGGUCAGAUCUCGGAGGAGACGUGGCAGUACUUGUUGGGUAUUUACGCCGGAGGCCCCGAGAUCGCCGUGAGACAAACCGUGGCUCCGGCCAACCCGGACGGCCUCCACGGGGAGAGGAAGAUCGAGGCCGAAACCAGAGCGCUUUGAGAGAGAGAGCGAGAGAGAGAGAGAGAGGUCUUCUGAUUCCCCCUUUUUUGUUCCACUCCUGCCCUCGCAGGAAAGCCGAAGGACUUGUCACCUCGGUGAAGAAGCCCCUCGAGCCGCCAGCACUUUGUAAACGUAGCAGCGCACGAGGGGGCCGAACCGGUACUUAAAUAUCACGUAGUUUAUUUAUUUAUUGAAUAACUCUGAUCCUUAAACGUUAAGGUGUUAAAAAACGUUGUGUGUGUGUCACAUCUCUGGGGCUUAGCUGUGGUUGUUUCCGUGGCGACGGCGGAGGAGGAGGAGAGCGGCGCCGCCGCCGUGUGAUGUUUUGGGUUUACAGCUUUUCUUCCUCGACCAAAACCCUCUUUUUUCUGUUGUUUUUGUUUACGCGUUCGGACGUCGAGCGAGAGGCCACACCCACAACCUUAAAUAUACGCAGUGUAACCCGAGGCCUCAGGAAUGGAAGUCUUUUUGUUUGGUUGAACUUGUUGGUGUUUAUUUUUUAAAUCCCUAAUUGACUGAGAGGACGGAUCGUUAUUUUUUUAAACUGGUUCGGUGUCGGAGUGAAAUCCGAUUGGACCGUCGUGAACGUCCUCUAAAAGUCACAAUUACAAACUGAGCAAAAAGGUAAAGACUUUUCUUUUGUAUUUCUCUUCACAAUGUUAUUAUUAUUAUUAUUAUUAUUAUUAUACCAAUACUCCAUUCCAUAAUAUGGGAAAAUAAGGUUACGGUUGAAAAAAAAAAAAAAAAAAGACCAAAGUACACAUCCUGGUGCAUCAUUUGUCAAACGGAUGAUAUUGUGCAACACAAUAUUAGAACAGGCUUUUCCUAAUAAGUUUUUUUUUAAUUCCCACGAGUGCAGUACCUGUGUAAACAAAGAGAGGGCGCUAUUCUCACCGUGUAAUCGUUCAGAAAGGAAAGAAAUAACCUUGACUUUUUAUCACAAAUAAUUAGCACCACACGCACAAAUCCACACGACAGUAGAGGUCAUUCAUGGUUACUGUUUAAUUUAUAUAUAUAUAUUUUAUUUCAGCGUAAUAUCUUUAUUGUGAGCCAUUUGCUUGUAAAAAAAUAUUUGUGCGAAUGCAAACUGCCUUUUUUUGUUGUUGUUGUUGAAGAUUGCAUUUUUUUUUUUUUAUUGUAUUUAGGAAACGACUCCAGCCACAAAUGAAGCGAUCAUCAUAACGAUCCCGCGACGCCUUCGUGUCAAAGAAGAGAUUAAAUUCAGAUCGGGCGGAUAAACAAGAAGUCCUAAAAAAAAAUAUUUUAUUUGAAGUAGUUGAUCUUCUUUAAAUAUAAUAAUUGUAUCUUUGCAGCAUCAUCGAUGAACCGGCCGACGCUUAUCUGAAUAAACCGCUUCCUCUUCUAUCUCACUGGAGAUGAAUCACAUUUCAACUGAAAUGUUCUGCAAUAUCUUUCAACACGUUAUAAGCCAUUAAAGCAUCGCGCGUGUGUGUGUGUGUGUGUGUGUGUGUGAGCGACACACACGCAAGAUAACAAGAAUGUCAAGUGUGACUGCGUUUUUCUGUUAAUAUUAAUAAUAAUAAAUACAGAUUUUGAAAAGCCCAAACUAGAAAACUUAAAAAAAAAAAAUAUUGUUGUAUUAAGUUAAAUUAUUAUUAGUUAUCCAUUUAUGAGAGUGAAUGGAACAUAUUU